Messenger RNA from Andrographis paniculata, 2082 nucleotides. RefSeq names its product protein root UVB sensitive 5. The transcript has 15 exons. Bases 390 to 1883 code for a protein of 497 amino acids. The record is from RefSeq and is a predicted model, not a curated record. Lineage: Eukaryota; Viridiplantae; Streptophyta; Magnoliopsida; Lamiales; Acanthaceae.
ACUAAAAAGAAAAGUGAGAAUAAAUUUGACGGUGGCAGUAAUAAAUAUUCCAACAAUAAAGUGUGGUAUGGGUUGUAAAUAAUCUUCAUAUAAAGUUUAUUAGUAUAUAUGUCAUUGCAUUUCUUACAUAUGUUUAUUCUAUAUUUAAAUAAUUGAAUUAAAUAUAAAAUGAGUGAUACCUAAAAAUCGAGGAAUACAGAAAAUUAUUAUACUAUGCUCAAUUUAAUUAAUGGCUCCAGUUCAUAUUAGUCUGGACCGGGUAGAUUUUGAAUCGGGUCGGUUAACGUGCAUCCGGUACCGUCUUAUUUAUAAAACGAGGAAAGCUAAGGAGAUACCGUUUGAAAAUCGAUGAAGCAAAGUCGUCCAUCUGUAAGCUAGAAGAAAUAAAAAUGGCGUGUGCUUUGCGAUUCUCCGGCCAGAGCUUCCGCUUUGACUCAUGGCGAUGCUCGGUUUCGAUUUCUGCUAGAGCUGAACGAUUUCAGAUUCGCUGUAAUUCGUUGCAACAUGGCGAUGGAGGUGAAGAUUGCUCGUCUUUGGAGGAUGGAAACGAUGCGCAUGUCGUUUUAGUUGAAAAAUACGGGAAUGGCACUUCCAAACGUUAUGUUAUAGAAAGUGACUCACAAGUUAGGACAAUCCUUGAGGAACGUUUGCCUGAGACUGGCUUGUUGCAAGAGUUGCGUCCUGUUGCAAAUGAAUCGGACAUGUCAUGGCUUCCUAAUGUUAUCAAAGAUUUUUUCCUUCCUGCAGGCUUCCCUGAUUCAGUUUCGGAAGAUUACCUGGAGUACAUAUUGCUUCAGUUCCCAACUAAUGUUACAGGGUGGAUAUGUCACACGUUGGUUACUUCUAGUCUUUUAAAGGCUGUAGGGAUAGGGUCGUUUUCUGGAUCUACAGCUGCAGCCUCUGCUGCUGCCAUCAGAUGGGUGUCGAAGGAUGGCAUUGGUGCGGUUGGGCGCUUAUUCAUUGGUGGAAAAUUUAGUGCUCUUUUUGAUGAUGAUCCUAAACAAUGGCGACUGUAUGCAGAUUUCAUUGGCAGCACAGGAAGCAUCUUUGAUCUCAGUACCCAAUUAUAUCCGGCUAAUUUCUUGCUAUUGGCAUCACUCGGAAAUCUGGCUAAGGCAGUGGGGAGAGGUCUAAGAGAUCCUUCAUUUCGUGUGAUUCAAAAUCAUUUUGCAAUCUCUGGAAACCUGGGAGAGGUAUCAGCCAAGGAGGAAGUUUGGGAAGUAGCUGCCGAAUUGGUUGGCCUUGGGUUGGGCAUACUUGCUCUGGAUACACCGGGUAUUUCAACUUCAUAUCCUACAUUGGCAUCAACAUGGCUGGUCAUAAGGUUGCUUCAUCUCUAUUUUCGCUAUCUGUCCCUCUCCGUUCUUCGUUUCAACACGAUAAAUCUGAAGCGUGCUCGUGUACUGAUUAACUCGCACCUUUUGUAUCAAAAGCUUCCUGGAAUCAGUGAUUGCAACAGGAUGGAAAAUAUAUUGGUGUGGGAAAGAUUUCUUAGACCAAGAAUUAUCUUCGGGGUGCCCUUGGCAGAGAUGAUUACCGGCAAGAGAUGUGGCUCUGAGCUGAAGAAGCUUCUCAAGCUAUACAUGGAGGAGAAACAUUUCCUAAUUGUGAGCCAACAAGAAGCAGAAAUCGAAAUUUUCGUGUCUUUCAAGGAUGGAGCUACAAGCACAUCAGUUUUACGAAGCGUAUGGCAAUCCUGCUGGCUCUAUAAUAACUGGCACAAAUCCGAUGAUAUGUUCAAGCAACUCCAGCAAAGUUUGAUUGAAUUGAAGGAAAGAUUUGGCGAUUUUUGGGAACAAGUAGAAGAGGCUGGUUGGGACACUAAUCAGAUAAAUCUAAAGGUGCCAACGGAAAUCUCCAUUUGGGAACAUGAAGCCCCGUGAGGAGAACAGUUUUUUCAGUUAUUUCCGGGGGGGAGGGGGGGGACCUGAGAACAUACAAGGUAACCUUAGCCUGUUUUUGAUCGUUCCCAUGGUUUAAGAUUUUAACAAAGUUGUUUAUUAGACAUGUUAGUUUUGUUACUUCUGCUGCACAAUUUUGCAAUGCUAUUCUCUAUAUGAGCAUGCCGAUUUUGUAGGGGCA